This is a messenger RNA of Hemibagrus wyckioides, 4096 nucleotides long. Its product is annotated as zinc finger protein 239-like. Bases 2670 to 3791 code for a protein of 373 amino acids. The record is from RefSeq and is a predicted model, not a curated record. Lineage: Eukaryota; Metazoa; Chordata; Actinopteri; Siluriformes; Bagridae. The transcript has 6 exons.
AUAUAUAUUUUAAGAAGACGCCCUGUACUGUGUCUUUAGUCCACGGGAAAGAAGACUGCUGUGAAGCUACUGGGAUUUCUGGGAAAACGGGAAGAAAGUUCAUUUUCAAGUUCUCAGUUCAUUUACACAUGGAAUAAACAUACACACUUCUGUAUAGCAGCAGUUGAUGGAAGAGGACUGAUGGCUGAUUGAAGAGUUGUGUAAACGAGUUUCACACAGGUACUUAAAGGAGACACCCUGCCAUUUUAGUUGAGGCCCUCACUGAGAACACAGGGAUUUAAAAAAGAUCAUUUCAACUAGAGUGAAACAUCAUCAUCUCGCUGUCUUCACACUAUAAAUCACCACAGAGGGCAAAAUGGGCAAGGGAAGAAUUCACUACUGCUCACAGUGUGGGAAGGGUUUUGCCAAGCCGAGUAUUGUCAAAAAACACAUGCGCAUUCACACAGGAGAGAAACCAUAUUGCUGUUCACAAUGUGGAAAGAGUUUUACACAAUUAAGUCACUUAAGCAUACACAAGCAUGUUCACGCUGGACAGAAGUUGCAUCAGUGCUCAGAAUGUGGGAAGAGUUUUGCUUGCAGUCGGUAUCUAAAAAAACACGAGCGCAUUCACAGAGGAGAGAAGCCUCACUGCUGUUCACACUGUGGGAAGAGAUUUGUAGAUACAAAGGAUUUAGUGGUUCACGAGCGCAUUCACACUGGAGUGAAGCCAUAUCAGUGCUCACACUGUUGGAAGAAUUUUACAAACUCAAGUGCUUUAAAAAAGCAUGAACGCAUUCACACAAGAGAGAAGCCAUAAUACUGUGUAUGCUGUGGGAAGAAUUUUGCUUAUUCAAGUUCUUUAAAAAGCCACCAUCUUGUUCACACAGAAGAUAAGCAACAUCCAUGCUCACACUGUGAGAAGAAUUUUAAACGUUUAUAAAACUCACCAGCGCAUUCACACAGGAACACAGCCACAUUACUGUAUACACUGUGGUAAGAGUUUUACACAAGUGUGUUAAAAGUUUUAAAAGUGGUUUUAAAAAAACACCAGCUUAUUCAUAAUAGAGAGGAAUGUAUUGCAUGAUCACAAUGUGGGAAGUGUUGUCCAGAUUUAAUUAAGUACAUUUAAACCGAAUAAAGAACGUUUUAAAAGACCUGAGAAGAUUUAUACAAAAAUAAAGCCAUACUAUAUACACACAGUACAUAACAUUUUCAUUAUUAUGUGUAAUAAUGCAAUGAUGUUUGAAUCUGCAAAGAUGAUUGUAGAUGAAGAUUUUCCACUGCCUGAUGAGGAGUAGGAAGACAAGGUAUACUUAAAUGAUUCAUUAUUUAGUGAAUUAGUGACUCAAAUUUUAUUGUCAGCCAUGUUUACUGUAUACUGUUUUACGUGACUUGUCCAGAAAAGUUUUACUUAAGAACAAAGUGUAUUUUUGUUUUUUUACAUUGUUCAUUUCUUAUAAACAAAACUGUUAUGUUCCAACCUUCACAGACUCUAGUCUCUACUUUCCUGCUAAGCUAUAGCCACUGCUCAAUUGGCCAAGUGAUGCCACUUCUGUCUCAUCGCUGGCUAACUCUUACUCAUUCCACUCCACCUUAAAUACAAAAACCCUUGCCUUUCCUGAAUCUGGGUAGCCAAAGCCUAGCCCUUUUCGAGGGACUAAGCUUUGUUUUUUUCCUGUCACACAAAGUUCCCCAUGUAAAACAUAUAAUGGCGGAGAAUGCAGGCACUGUCAAUGAAGCCUUGAAGACAUGGUAGAUGUGCAAGAUUCCGUGAAUUAGUGACUCAAAUUUUAUUGGUUGUCAUGUUUGCUGUGUACUGUUUUAAUCAACGCAUGUAUUCACUUGUCCAGAAAAGAAUCACUUCAGGAGAAAAUGAAGUUUUGUUUUUUACUUCGAUAAUUUCUUCUUUAAAAAAAAAAAUGUUAUGAAAACCCUUUUGGUGGUUUUGGGGGACUAAACUAGGAAGAUCUUUGUUCCUAUUCCUGUCUCACAAAGUCCCCCAUGUAAAACAUAUAAUGGUGGAGAAUGCAGCACUGUCUAAGAAGCUCUCAGAGUUAAAACAAUGUAAAUCCACCUUGUAAAUAAUGUAACCCAGUCACAAUUUUUAUAAAUUGUUUAUUACUUGGUGAUUAUUUGUGUAUUCCUUUAAUUUUUAAUAUAUUCAGUAAAACGUUACGGUAGUUACAUAGGUGGCAUUUAACUUAAAUGUGUGGGAAAUAAUUGUUUUAACGGUUCCCAGGGACAUAUUCAGUGGAAAGUUUUAACUGUGUUAUCGAUGGACUCUGCUCAGCCAAUCAGAAUCCUGUGAGGCGGGCAGGUGCUGCGCACGGAGACGGAGGUAAGGAGGACACGAGAGAGGAAAACAUGCUAGAGAUGACAGAGGAAAAAAUAAAGCAGAGAUAGAUAUUCACUUUGUAUGUUUCUAGACAUCUGGACUGGGCAGCUGAAGGCUUCAUACUCAGUGUCAUGAUCCAAUAUCCAGAGUUUCUAUGCUUGCAGACUUUUGAGAGAUCACUGACUCUUCUGGAGGACUUAUAGUUACAUAUAGUUGAGUUCCUCACACACAAGACUGCUGUGAAAUCACUGGGAUAUUUUGAAGAAAAAAAAAAAAAAUAAUAAUUCAACUAGAGGAAAACGUCAUCGCCUGGCUGUCUCCACAAUAUAAAUCACCACAGAGGGAUUUGUGCAGAAUGGACAAGGGCAGAAUUCACUACUGCUCACAGUGUGGGAGGAGUUUUGCCAAGCUAAACAUUCUCAAGCAACACAUGCGCAUUCACACAGGAGAGAAGCCAUAUUGCUGUUCACAAUGUGGAAAGAGUUUUACACAAUUAAGUCACUUUAAAACACACCAGCACGUUCACACAAGAGACAAGCUGUAUCAGUGCUCAGAGUGUGGGAAGAGUUUUGCUUGCAGUCAGUAUCUGAAACAACAUGAGCGCAUUCACACAGGAGAGAAGCCUCAUUGCUGCUCGCACUGUGGGAAGAGUUUUAGAGUCAAAAUCGAUUUAAAAAUUCAUGAGCGCGUUCACACAGGAGUGAAGCCAUAUGAGUGCUCAUACUGUUGGAAGAGUUUUACGCAGUUAUGUACUUUAAAAGCUCACCAGCGCAUUCACACAGGAGAGAAGCCAUUCCAGUGCUCACACUGUGGAAGGAGUUUUAGACGGUCAUGUGAUUUAAAAAUUCACCAACGCAUCCACACAGGAGAGAAGCCAUAUCAGUGUUCAGAGUGUGGGAGGAGUUUUACACAGUCAUAUGUUUUAAAAAAGCACAAACACAUUCAUACAAGAGACAAACCCUAUCACUGCUCACACUGUGGGGAAAAAUUUAUGUAUUCAAGUGCUUUAAAAAUUCACCAGCGCAUUCACACAGGAGAGAAUCUGUAUCACUGCUCACACUGUGGGGAAAAAUUUACAGAUUCACGUGCUUUAAAAAUUCACCAAAGCAUCCACAGAGGAGAGAAACACUAUUACUGCUUAUACUGUGGGAAGAAUUUUGCGUGUUCACGUUUUUUAAAAAAACACCAACUCGUUCAUACAGAAGAUAAACCACAUCAUUGCUCACACUGUGGGAAGGAUUUUAAACAUUUAAAUGAUUUAAAAACUCACCAGCGCAUUCACACAGGGGCAAAGCCACAUUGCUGUUCAUACUGUGGAAUGAGUUUUACACGGUCAAGUGAUUUUAAAAGCCACCAGCGCCUUCACACAGGAGAAAGGCCGUAUCAGUGCUCACACUGUGGGAAGAGUUAUACACAUUCAAGUGCUUUAAAAACUCACCAAUGCAUUCACACAGGAGUGAACCAUAAUUGUUCAUAAUGUGGGAAUAGUUAUACAUAUUUAAGUGAUCACCAGCUUUUUCGCAAUAGAGAGAAAUGCAUUGCUGGUGACAAGGUUUGAAGAGUUGUACAAACUUAAUAUUAUUUUCAUUUAAACUGAACAUACAGUUUAAAAAAAAAAAAAGCAUCAGCAAAAGAGAAGCCAUGCUAUAUAGACACAGAAUAUAUAUAUAUAUUCAUUAUUCAUUCACAUGUUGGUAGAUGCUUUCCACUGCCUGAUGAGGAGUUGCAAGACAUUACCAUUUACUUACAAAAUUGAGUAAAUUAGUGACUCAAAUUUUAUUG